GUGCCCCACUUGCGGCCUGGCUUUCGACUCCCACGAGGAGGUUCGGGAGCACUGGCUGCGUGAGCACGCGCCGAACUUGUCACCCAAAGCUGCAGCAGCAGCAGGCGACAAGGCCCAAGAGGCCGAGGCCGCUCCGGCGCAGUCGGCGAGCCCCGUGUCCGAGAAGGAGGCAUCCUCACCAGAAAGGGACCCUGACACGAUGCGCGCCAAGAUCGUGGAGGUCGACGACCAGGGGAGUCCCGUCAUCGUGCGGGAGGAGGAGCCCAGUGCGCGCACCAUCGUCACCAAUGAGGACGGCAGCCACCGCGCCUUUGGAGAGGCCAUCGUCAAAUCUCUGAUGUCCAAGGAGAUGGAUAAGGUUGUUGCCUGGGUCACCUCCAUGACAGACCGAACUUUGAGGGGCCUCGUGAACGAGCUGAGCGAGAGGUUCUUCGCGUUGCAGCGCCAGCUGCUGCAGAGACGGGAGCAGCUCAAGGAGCAGCAGCGAACGAAGGGGCUGGCGAUGUUCGACCUCCGUGAAGACUGCACCACCAAGGAUUUGGAGACCGCCUAUCGCCGCCUAGCCCGGUCUAUGCACCCGGACAAGAACGGCGGCACCGAGGAAGCCAAGGAGCGCUUUCAGACCAUGCGGGCGAGAUACGAGGAGCUCAAGGAGCAGUUUGAGCAGGGGGACUUGCGGCCAGCGAACCAGGCUUCGAGGGGCGAGGCGGGCGAGCCGGAGAGGCCUGAGCCGGAGAGGUCACCGGCCGCGGACGACACCGAGCAAGAGAAGGACAAGGAGGAGGCCGAGGAGCAGGCGAUCCAGGGCAGCCAGGAUAAGGGCUCGCAGAAGGCCGACACGGGGCUCCUCGGUGCGAUCACCGCCUACCUGUCCUUGCCGGAAGGGAAGAGAGGAGAGAGUGACCUGGACAGCAGCCCUCAGAAGAGGCACAGAGGCACGGGGACGGGGGUCAAAAUUCCGCAUGCGCCUCCGGUGGAAGGGUCGGUGACUCUUGAGGCCAUUCAGGCGUUACUUGCCCAGCAGAGUGCCACCAUCAUGGAAGCGCAAAGAAGCACCCUUGCGCAGCUCGAAGCUCGGCAGAAUGCAAGAAUUGAAAACAUGGAAGCCAAGAUGCUCGAGCAGCAGGACAAGAGCGAGGCCAUCACGGACAAGCUCCAGGCGCUCGGAGAGAGGAUCGCAAGGCUGGAGAAAGGCGAAGGCGGAAACAUGCUUCCUGACACAAAGAAGAUGACCAAUGAAGCUCCCUCGGACACAAGGGGGAGAAUGCUGGAAGUCAUAACUGCAAUCAACGGGGCGAAGGCCAGCCUCGCUGGGUCAGAGAAACAUCUCUGGGCCUCCUUCAGUCGCACAGUGGAGGAGAGAGGCAAGGCUGCUCUACCGGGGUUUGUCAAGAAGGUGGUCAUGACACAGGCGCCAAGCUUGAAAAGCGAACUGGACAUCGAGUAUUCCACGGGGACGUCCUGGAUUGAGGACCUUCAGCUUAGCGGAAUGGGCAAGCCGCUGCAGCCGGACCACGCCAUGGAGAUCUCUACAAAAGCAGGACCGGGGUGGAUCGAUGUCAAGGGCCUUGCCAGUAAAGCCAGGGUACCGGAAGAUAACACGUUAAUUCGAAUGCUGAAUUGGAACAUUGGCGGGGUGGCAAUCGGUGACCUCACCAAGGCUCUCGAGGAGGCAGGGAUGCAGAAACUUCAUCGAGAUGAUAUUGUGGUAUUGCAGGAAAUUCCCAGAGGAGAACAGGGAUGGCAAAGCCAUCGUUACGAGGGGCUCCUGCUCUUGUCGCACAGAAGUGAAAACCAAUGGCGCGGCAAUGCAAUAGGUUUUUCGGAAAAGUCAUGGACGGUGAUGAGGAAAAUCCAUUCGGAAUGGGGGAUUUGGCUUAGGCUCAGACAUGUGACUAGGUGCCAGGAGAUGUGGGUUGGUUCUCUUUACGUCAAACCAGACUGCAACCAACAUGAACAUCAUCGGAGAACAUCAGCGCAUUUGGAGGCACUUCCCGCCACCCAGCUUCCCGUGAUCCUUGGGGCUGACCUCAACACGCCCUACCACUGGGUGAACACGGAGAACAAGGGGUUGCAAGCUGCCUCUAGGAGUGGAAAGGGCAACCAGUUCCUCAACCAACUGGCCUCGCGAGGUUUGGAAGUGCUGCCACCAGGUGAAGACCACGUGAUGCAGGUGACAAGCAGACCGAGACAGGUUGGAAGGCAGGGCAGGACCAUUGACUUUCUUGCGGGAGCGAGGGUCACCACCAGGGAAGUAACCAUCCAUGCGGAUAGCUUUGAGGUCUUGGGGACUGACCACGAGCUGCUGACGGUUGAGCUCCUUUUUACAGGACUCCGAAAUAGGAGGCGGCCGAACACUCGACCGCGAGUACUUACCAAACCCAUUCCGGAGGUUCUUGAACUCGAUCAAAGAGAGGCCAAAAGAUUGGCAGCUGAGCACACGGGUGUGCCCAAGAAGAAGGGUUACCAGGAUCCGGCUUCGGUGAGGACUCUCUUUCAGAUGGCUAGACACGGUAGGUCUGGGCAGGAUUGGAAGAAAGCUUUCGCUGAGAGGAAGAAGGCCAAGCAGGCCUUCCGGGAAGAGCAGAUUCGGAGUGCGACCUCAGGUGGAUGGUGUGACUACAAAAGCUUGAAGAAAAGGCCGGGAACGGAGUGGGAGUGUCACUUCGCCGAGAGUCAACAAGGGGACCCACACAAGGCUAUCCACGAUCACCUGCAGGGUAUCUACGGAAACGAGCCCCCCGAUCUCACUGACUUCCUCCCGGACACCCCCUUUGAACCUAUCACACCCGAGGAACUGCGGGAAGCCACAGCGGCGGGAAAAAAGGGAAAGAGUACCGGUGAGGACGGGACAUCACAAGAGCUUUUAGAAGGCAUUCUUCAAGCUCCGGGAGGUGAGAGUGCGAUCCUCAAUUGGUUCAACGAGAUGCUGGAAACCGGUGAGCUUCCUGAGGAUUGGUUCAGCUCGCUCAUGAUCGUUCUACCCAAAACAGCUCGCCCUAAUCACCCGAAACAGGUGCGACCGAUAUGCCUCUCGUCAUCAAUGUCUAAGAGCUUCUGCCGGAUCCUGUUGGGCAGGACGAAGCGAGGGAUUAUGUCGAUCGGCUCUGCGCAGUGUGCUGGGGAAGGCAAACAGGCCAUUGAUUACAUCCACACCAUUGCUAAAUUGAUGGGGGUAGAGAGGGAGUGGAAGCUGGGGAUCAGCUUUGUCAAGAUUGAUUUGGAGAAGGCGUUCGACUGUGUGUCAAAGGUGUCCCUCAUGGCUUAUAUCAAGUCCAAGAUCGGAAGAAGCCACGAGGCCAGAUGUUGGCAGAGGCUUCUAAAUAGAUCGGAGGCUCACCUACACACGGCCUGGGGAGACUCCACCAUUCAGCUGAACAACGGGAUCAGACAAGGCUCUGUUGAAAGUCCUCAUCUUUUCUCUUGUCUAGCGGAAAUGACCUUGGAAACUACGGCAUCCAGGUACGCAUGGCCUAGGGAAGACCCGGAACUCAAAGGCUUGAAACUCACCGAGAUCAUGUUUGUUGAUGAUGCCACGUUGUGGCAAAGCUCCCUUCCAAGGUUGACGCAACGACUUGAACAGUGGAUGGUUGUGUUACGUGAAAGCGGCCUGAAAGUGAACCUCAGCAAAUGCCAACUUUAUUGCUCGCCUUACUGCUCCCAAAGCCACAGAAUGAAGGUACAUGGUACGGUGCUGGAGUCGGACAACCACCUUAAUAUCAUGGGGAUGCACUUCACGGUUCAAGGCACAGCCUGCGAGCUAUUGAGUUCGCUGUUGGCGAGAGCGAGAGACAAAUUCUGGUCUUGCUACCACUUACUUGGAUCGAGUGCCACACUUGCUUCAAGGCUUAAGCUUCUUGAAAAGGUUUGUGCAGGUGCAGGACUGUGGUGUGUGGCAGCUUUCUUCCCUGACCGUAAUAGUCAGCAGUUCCUCAACAGCUUCCAACUUCAAUUGGUGGUUUACAUGAUGAAGCUCAAGCGCAAGCCUGACGAGGGGUGGCUGGAACACAGGGUGCGGGUUUUCCGGGCAGCGAGGCUCUCCCUGUGGAGAGGGGGGCACAAAAGAUGGUCCACCUUAUGGCUGGAGCGGUUUUGGCUGUACCAGGGCCAUGUUGCGAGAGGUUCAGACCGUUCUCCCCCACUGGCACCUUCAUUGGUUUCCAAUUUUAGAAAUCGUGAGUGGUGGGUGAAAGAGAAAGCAAAUCCCGACGGCUACAAACACCCCGGUAGGUUCUAUGCGAGAAGUUCGUUAGAGGAAGCGGAGAUGGAUGUUGUGGCAGGUCAAGAAUGGAGGGCGAAAGCAAGAAACAGAGAGGAUUGGAGAGGCCUGGUUGGGGAAUGGGUGAACAGAAUGGAUGUGCCAUGGACUUCCGGAAGACAGAUCAGUGUGAAGGACUUGUAG
This is a messenger RNA of Symbiodinium sp. CCMP2456, 4402 nucleotides long. The record is from the annotation of a GenBank genome assembly. Lineage: Eukaryota; Dinophyceae; Suessiales; Symbiodiniaceae.